GUUCUUCGUAGUUUACAAUUGUUAGUCAGAAGGGUUCGGAGGCGACGCCGUCAUAAAAACCCUAGCGAUUUGGUUCGAUUCAAUUAGGGUUUUUCUCUUAGAUUUCUAGCGAAGCAGAGAAACAAAAUUUAUUUUAUUAUUUGUCAAUACCCAUUUGAUAUUCGGUCGGGUAAAUCCGGUUUCAGAUCCAGAUUCAUUAAACAAUGUCUCGGUGCUUUCCUUACCCGCCUCCGGGCUACCAGAUCGAGUCGAUCAAGGUUUGUUGAGCAAAUUUGAUUUUUCCAUCUAGUGCUCGACUUGCUUUCGUUGCAAAAUUGCACUUGUAAUUGUAUUCUUGAUGUGUACUAACCCUUUUCGCCCUCAAGACGACUUAUCACUUAAUUUGACCCGCUAGUUUAACUAAUUUAGUUUAGUAAUUAAACCAUGUUUAAAUGUUGUAAUCUUGAUUAUUGCACAAUCGUGUUCCUGAUUCAUGAAAUCUUGAUUGGGUUUUUCGCUUGUGGCUCUAGGGUUUGAAUAAAAAGAUUGUUAAGAAAAUUGGUUCAAAAAUAGUUCAUCGGAUAAAAAACCCAUCAUAUUUUAGCAAAUGGGCAAGUGAUUUAAGCCUUGUUUUCUUGAAAUAAAUUUUAACCUAGCUUCUAACCUAUAAUGCUGUAGCUUUUCAUUUCUUGAAAUGAAUGAGCAAGUGAUUUGGAUUUACAAAUGAGCAAGUGAUAUGCAUUUACAACUGAGAAAGUGGUUUGCAUUUUGUGGGAAGGUGGAAGAUUUUUUAAUUCGUGAGUUGGGUAAUUCAUAGUACUUUGAUUCCUAAAAUUGUUCUUUUGGUACACAAAAGAUCCGAAAGGAAAAGGAGAAGUCUAUAACAGAAAGCCAUAAAGAUAUAAAGAAGGAGAAGAAAGAAAGAAGGAAGCAUAGGAAAGAAAACAAGGACCAAAUAUGUUAUACUGUGGGUAAGUCUCAUCAAAAGGGGAAAACCUUCCUUCCAAGGGAAAAAAAGGAAGAAGCUGAAAAGAGUGAUCUUACUGAAGAACACAAUGAGCCCGUAUGCCUUCAGAAUAUUUGCUAUUUGUCUGAUGAUGGCAUUCGGAGCAACAAGAAGAGGAAAUUGGAACAAGCAACUAAUGAUGACAAACCCCGUAAUGUCUUCCGCAUUAGGUUACCCUUGACAAGGCAUAAAGAGCCAGAUGUGCCUCUCAAUAGUGAAGGGUUGUGUUCUACUUCGGGAAGGGCAGAUUCUGUUUCUGGGCAGAAUGAAGGUGUCCAUUUAUCCCAUCAAGAAACUGUCAAUUCAAAGGCAGGUACUGUUGUCGGGGAACUUGCAUCUCCAGAAAAAAUGCCUUGCAUUUCAGUUUCAGAGAAGAAGAGCACUGUUUGCCAUGAAUCUGGGAUUUCUCGGUUCAAAUUGCCCAAUAAGAAGAUGCGGAAAGCAGACUCACCAUACAAAGUCUUAAUUGAGGAUUGGGUUUCACCACCUCCUCAGUUUGAGCUUAAUGAUUCUGAUGAUCAAGAAUGGCUUUCUGAGGCCUCAAAGCGAGAAAGGCAUGGGAACAAGAUACUAAAUGCUUGCCGUGAUGUCUUGUGUCACGAAAGUUCUUUGUUUCCACGCGGGCAUUACUUGCCUGAAGCUGAUGUAUACGCAUUACCUUAUACUAUUCCAUUUUGAUGUGAAGCACUGAGCAACUGUAAUCUGUUCAUGGUCUGAAAUUUUUUUGUGAGGUGGCCAUGAGCCAAUUUUGAAUAUGUAGUGCAGAUGUUUCUAUUGAUAGGAUAGGCAUAGGAUGUUGUUUAGAGAGGGAAACAUGUACAGUAACUUCUAAAUCAUGGCGGUUUUUCUUAUAAAAAAUGUGUGCAUCUCCCUUUCUAGCAAUCUUUGCUCUUAUUUCUUGCAAUGACUGAAAUUCAUUCGGUUGGCCAAGCAAGCAGUAACAAUCUAUCUGAAAUUCACACAGUUGCCCCCAAAUUCAAGGCUGAGUUAUGAAGGAGUACACAUCCCGAAUGUGAUGUUCUGGAAUAGCGUUUCUGUACUGCUCACUUUUUCAAUGUCUGAUGCAGAGUUUUCGCAGCCAGAAACAUUCUAUGCAUUGGAACGUUUGUGAAGCCCCAUCUGACUUGCGAUCUUGUAAAUCUUUAAUUUGGCCAUUAAUCUAUGCUUGUCUGAAGGGAUUGGCUGCAUCUUUGGCUUGUUUGCUUGGUUCUCAAUUCUAUCCCACAACUUGCACGAGAGUGUUUCGGAGAAAAAAGAAGUUUUCGGCAAAAAUUAAAUUUGCAACAGUGCCCCUCGAUCUAAACACUGGACGAUGGAAAAGCACCCCUAAGUGAAGGGCAUUAUCGGCAUAAGAACCGAUCUCACGCCUUUAUCUAUUCACCCUUUGCUCUCUGUUCUCGCUCGAUGCUCGGACGUUUAGGAGGUUAAACGAAAGCCAUUUUAGAAACCCUAACCCUAACCCUCACUCUGCGAUUCGAUUAAAAAUCCUCGAGCGAGCUCGAGUGAGGUUAGCCCAUUUAAGUUUUUUGUAUAUUCAAUCAGUUUUCGAUAAUUUGCUAUCGAUUGAUUAAAUAAAGAGAACAGUUUUCCUUUAAUACCCUUUACAAUAUUGGAGGAUUGGAUUUCAGUCACCAAGCAUAUAUCUGGUGAAUUAAGCAAUGUCUCGGUGCUUUCCUUACCUGCCUCCGGGCUACCUUACCGAAUCGAUUAAGCUCCAAGGGGAGAGUUUCGAGAAGGGAAAGCAUGAAGGGAGAAAGAGGGGGGAGAAGAAAGAAAGAAGGAAGCAUAGGAAAGGAAACAGUGAGGAAAGAAGUCGUGUUGGUGAUAAGUUCCAUCGAGAGGACAAAAGGUUCCUUCCAAAGGAAAGAGGAGGAGAAGAUGAAAAGAGCGAUCUUACUGAGGAAGAUAAGCAACCUCUGUCCUCUCAGAGCCUUUGCUACCUGUCUGAUGGUGGUAAAACUCAUGGUACCAUCAUUCGGAUUCAGCUGCCAUUGAGAAGGCAUAGAGAGCACGAUGCACCUGUUAAUGGAGCAGGGUUGUGCUCUUCUUUGGGAACAGCGGAUUCUGUUCCUCAAAAGAAUAAAAUUGUUGAAACUUCUUUGAGAUCAUAUGAUAAGGAGAUGCGGACAGCAGAAUCACUUUACCAAGAUUUGAUUGCGAAUUUGGAGGAAUCUUUUCAGUUUGAGCUGAACAAUCUUGUUGAUCAGGAAUGGCUUUUUGGGACAACAAAGCAAGACAGGCAUGGAUACAAAAGAUUGAAAGUGUGCCAUGAUGUCUCGUGCCAUGCUGAUUCUACUACGAGGCUGUGUGCGCAAUACUUACCCGAGGCAGAUGUUUAUGUAUUACCUUAUACAAUUCCAUUUUAAUUUUGAGGAAAAUAUUAAGCAUAGUCAAGAACUUGUAAGAAGUUCGUGGUGCCUAGUGCUUUUUUGUUGAGGUGUCCAUGAAUGAGCCUGAUGGGGCAGUAUUUAGAGUCGAUGCAGGAAUUGCUAAUUUUGAGACAAUAGGAGUUGGAAGCUGAGAUAGCCGCUGUCAUUUACUUGUAUUUCAUUUACAUCUGAUACAAGUUUCUUUCUUUUCUUUUUACGUUGUUGUGUUCAUUUUUAUUGAACCAUCUUAUAAAAUUCAUUAUUUUGCUAA
This is a messenger RNA of Populus trichocarpa (black cottonwood), 3625 nucleotides long. RefSeq lists its product as uncharacterized. The record is from RefSeq and is a predicted model, not a curated record. NCBI's taxonomy places the organism in Eukaryota, Viridiplantae, Streptophyta, Magnoliopsida, Malpighiales, Salicaceae. Bases 2644 to 3351 code for a protein of 235 amino acids. The transcript is spliced from 4 exons.